CGUGUGGGUCUGCCCUAGAAUUUGAUUGGACACACAACAAUUCGUUGCUCGAUACAUAGCUUCGUUCGUUGAUCGAUUGACGUUAAAGUGGGAUAAAACGCACCAUUUUUUUUUGUUUUUCUGAUCGUGGAGAGGAAGGUCGAUCUCUUGGAUACAUGAAACUAGGUGCUAAUGAACUGUUUCUAGCAUGAUGAGGGUACACGAUAAUUCAAUCAACCUGAUGAGAUGAGAGCAUUAGGGACUGAACAGUGCCGGAUACCUUUAUUGCAACCAAACUUUCAUCACUAGGGGAAGUCGUGUAUCGCAUUCUUCCAUGGAUGUAUCCCAAAGCAAGCGAGGACCAGAUCAUCUGCUAAUUCUUGUCCAUGGCAUCAUUGCAAGCCCCAGUGACUGGACCUAUGGAGAAGCAGUGCUAAAGAGGCGUUUAGGUGACAAUUUUUUCAUCUAUGAAUCGAGCUUAGAAGCAGGAUGCACAAACUACAGAGUACCACUGCAUUACUGUGCUAGUUCAUCAAACAUCUACACCAAAACUUUUGAAGGGAUUGAUGUCGCUGGAAGAAGAUUAGCAAAUGAACAGGUAUUUGAUGUGGUUCAGAAGAUUGCUGGAUUGAGAAAGAUUUCAUUCGUAGCACAUUCUUUGGGUGGUUUGUUUGCUAGAUAUGCCAUUUCUAUCCUUUAUUCAACUGAAAUGAAGGAUACAAGUCAAGGUGCUGCUGGUAUGGCUCCUAGAACUGGAGGGUCUGAAAAGCUGGAAUGCACUUCAAGAUUUGGUGCAAUUGCUGGGCUCGAACCAAUUAAUUUUGUUACCUUAGCAACCCCACACCUUGGUGUUAGAGGGAAAAAUCAGCUUCCUUUUCUUCAAGGGCUACCUAUUCUAGAAAAGCUUGCUGCACCUUUGGCUCCCUUUGUUGUCGGGCGCACUGGUGCUCAACUCUUUCUCACUGAUGGUGAACCUAGCAAGCCACCUCUUCUACUUCAGAUGGCAUCUGAUCAUGAGGACAAAAAAUUUAUAUCUGCACUAACAGCUUUCAAGAACCGCAUUUUGUAUGCUAAUGUUUCAUAUGACCAUAUGGUCGGCUGGCGAACAUCUUCAAUAAGAAGAGAAAAAGAUCUUACAAAGCCCUCGCAUCGUUCACUGGAUGGCUAUAGGCAUAUUGUGAACAUGGAAUAUUGUUCACCUGUAUCAUCUGAUUAUCCACAUUUCCCUUGGCAAGCUGCCAGAGCUAAAGAAGCUGCACAGAGUAGACCAAACAAAGAAAACACUGAAGAAUACCACCAAAUGAUCGAAGAGGAGAUGGUUCAUGGCUUGCAGAGAGUCGGUUGGAAGAAAGUAGAUGUCAACUUCCAUAGAGCACUAUGGCCUUACUCUGCUCACAACAACAUACAUGUUAAGAAUGAGUGGCUUCACAAUGCCGGUGCCGGAGUCAUCGCCCAUGUGGCGGACAGCAUAAAACAGCAAGAGUCACGGAAACAUUUUCCUGCCAACCUAUAAGAUUUGCACUCCCUGUGCUGACAGUAGCCAUGGUCGGAAAUAUGUAAAAAAAAAAAAAUCAGUAACUCGUGAUCAAAGUUCCUAACCAACCUAAACAAGGAUUUUGCCUCUACACAGACAUAAAUAUG
Molecule: messenger RNA, 1620 nt
Organism: Oryza brachyantha (malo sina)
Lineage: Eukaryota; Viridiplantae; Streptophyta; Magnoliopsida; Poales; Poaceae
Product: putative lipase YDL109C
Exons: 12
Coding region: 314-1492 (392 amino acids)
Source: RefSeq, a predicted model, not a curated record